AUGGACGAGAACACCCUCUUCGCUAUCCGCAACCUCUUCUACUCGGGCAACUACACCCAAGUCAUCUCAGAGACGACAUCAUCCCGCACUCGCGCAUCCGCAAACCAGCCAACAGCCCACCAACUGGACCUCUUCCUCUUCCGCUCGCUGAUCGCCACAAAGAACUAUACUCGUGUCGCUCAGGAGAUUACCGAGUCCCACGGAUUGGGACUCCAGGCCCUUAAGGCCCAGGCGGUUUAUCUGGAUGCUGUCCAGUCAGCUGACGCUGCCGGUCGGGAUGCUGCCUUGGCACAUUUGAGAGACUUGCUCCUUGUCCACUCGCCUGACGACCAUCAGCCCGAGAUCACUGCCUUGGAGGUCAAGGUUGUCGUUGGCCAGGUCUUGGCUACAGAGGGAUUGGUCGAGGAGGCUCUUACUGUCCUCUUGCCCCACAACAAUCACCUGGAGAGUGUGGCGGUCGUGGUCCAGAUCUACUUGCAAAUGAACCGUCUGGAUCUGGCAAGGAAGGAAGUUGAGGCAUGCAAAUCAUGGGCAGAGGACGCAAUGUUGGCCCAGUUGAUGGAGGCCUGGGUCGGUCUCCGCACGGGCGGUGGCGACAAGUACCAGAACGCCUACUAUAUCUACGAGGAAAUCGCCACCUCCUCCACAUCCCCCACCGUCAAGUCCUUGAUCGGAGAGGCAGUCUGCAAUAUCCAGAUGGGUCGUUUCCCAGAGGCGGAGGGGAUCCUUCAGGAGGCUCUUUCGAGGGAACCUUCUAACACUGACGCGAUUGUCAACCAGAUUGUUCUCUCGACCUUGUUGAGCAAACCUGCAGAAGAGAUCAGCGCCUUGGUCCAGCAAUUACAGAGCGUUGCACCAAACCACUCAUACUUGCAGGACUUGGACUUGAAGUCAAGUUUGUUUGACCGCGCUGCCCAGCGCUUUGCCGUCGCCUAA
Messenger RNA from Linnemannia hyalina, 936 nucleotides. The record is from the annotation of a GenBank genome assembly. NCBI's taxonomy places the organism in Eukaryota, Fungi, Mortierellomycota, Mortierellomycetes, Mortierellales, Mortierellaceae.